Messenger RNA from Ogataea angusta, 981 nucleotides. RefSeq lists its product as uncharacterized. The record is from RefSeq and is a predicted model, not a curated record. Gene Ontology annotation, cellular component: RNA polymerase III complex. Bases 1 to 981 code for a protein of 326 amino acids. NCBI's taxonomy places the organism in Eukaryota, Fungi, Ascomycota, Pichiomycetes, Pichiales, Pichiaceae. Gene Ontology annotation, biological process: transcription by RNA polymerase III. The transcript has a single exon.
AUGAGCAUCAAAACAGAAGAGUCCCGUGUUCCAGACACAAACGGGAGCUUUGCAGAGACGUGCACGAAACUCCACCGCGAUAUGCUGGCAAGGGGCCAGUCUUCCUACACCCAGGAGGAGCUGCUGGAGAUCAGCAAAAUGGACUCGAAUCAGGAACUGAUGAAAUGCGUGCAAGAGCUGCUUAAUAGAGGAAUAGUGCGAUUGCUGGAGAGCAAAGACCGUAAAGUGCUGUUUCAGCCAAUAACGGAGGCCGAAGCUGUGAAAAUCAACAACAUGUCCAGCGACGAAGCAAUGGUGUACUCCUACAUCGAGGCAGCUGGACGGGAAGGCAUAUGGACGAAAACGAUCAAGGCGAAAACUAAUCUCCAUCAGCAUGUGGUUCAGAGGUGCCUUAAGUCUCUGGAAAGCCAGUCGUACAUUAAAUCCGUGAAAUCGGUCAAAUACCCGCAACGAAAGAUAUACAUGCUAUACCAUUUGACUCCUUCCAUUGAGGUGACUGGAGGCCCCUGGUUUACUGAUAGCGAGCUCGACUCAGAUUUUAUCGACUCACUGCUGAUUGUCAUUUGGCGAUUCGUGGCAUCGAAAUCGUACCCUAAAUGCUUUAAGAAAGGAGGGAUGGAUGUCGAACAGUAUUCGUAUCCUGUUUCGAACAACCAUAAUCUACCUUCGCUUGAAGAGAUAAGCCGUUUUAUUGGAUCGAGUGGCGUCACAUCGGUGGAACUCAGCCUCUCGGAUAUAAGGUCAUUGUGCUCUGUGCUGGAGUACGAGGAAAAAUUAGUGCAAGUGGACAAUCUGUACAAAGCAACAUGGCAAAGCGUUUUGGAAGCUGGAGGUGGACGUUACAGAGGUGUCGACGUGUUUGCUCCUCAACACAACCAGAUUUUCUCGAUCAGUGACACUUAUAGAGUCAUGAAUCCUCUGGGCGAUGCGGAGGAAAGCAAGGGAGACACGCUGUUCUUGGACUCAUGGAUGAGCACAUAA